AUGGGAUGUUCGAAGUGGGAUCAUUGUGCAGAUUUUGCACGAUCUGAAUCAGGCGGUUUUGCUCGAACUGGAUCGCUUGCGGUACUGAAAGCGAUAUUCGGAAUGGUUUGCUCGGUCUCUGACGCACCGAUUCGCAUCAUUCACCUCUCGGCUGGCAUCAAACCGAACACUGAAUUAUGCGACAAUAUCCGUCCAACCUCAGAUUUGACAGUGACAUGA
Messenger RNA from Anisakis simplex (herring worm), 219 nucleotides. The record is from the annotation of a GenBank genome assembly. NCBI's taxonomy places the organism in Eukaryota, Metazoa, Nematoda, Chromadorea, Rhabditida, Anisakidae.